Messenger RNA from Phycomyces blakesleeanus NRRL 1555(-), 441 nucleotides. RefSeq lists its product as hypothetical. The transcript is spliced from 3 exons. NCBI's taxonomy places the organism in Eukaryota, Fungi, Mucoromycota, Mucoromycetes, Mucorales, Phycomycetaceae. Bases 1 to 441 code for a protein of 146 amino acids. The record is from RefSeq and is a predicted model, not a curated record.
AUGCACGCAGUGGACAGCAUGGUAGUAGGGAUGAUAUGGUGGAGACGAGCGCGAAUUGAAAAGCAGUUCUACAGAGCCUUCUACCAAACAUUCCGACAAUGGUAUGGGAUGGUUUGUCGCCAAACCCUCUUCCAGCAAGCAGGAGUCAGAUUGGGUGUCUUCACCUACGGAGCCGAAAGGGUAAUGGCACCAGGGAGUCAUGGAACAAUUGUUGGAGCAAAACACGUCUUGCAUCAAAAGCCUAGAAUAAAUUCUGCCAUCGCUAGCACCACUGCUUUUGCAGAUAACGUCGUGUCUACUCUUACUGACCUUGCUACUAGUAGCCUUUCUGUUAAUGACAACUUUGAUGUAUCUGACAACGUUACUAAAAAACCUAAUAAAGCUGACAACACUGAUUAUGAUACUGGUGAUACUGUCGCCAACGAUACUACUGAAUGCUGA